AUGAACCCCGGCGCGAGCCAAUUCGGCGACCUCGCGACCCAGCUCCUCACCGAGUCCCGGCGCUCGACCGCGACGCACACCCUGCUCAAGUACAACGACGUCCUCGUCCGCGCCGUCCUCCGCGAGCAGCGCGACCUCGAGGCGCGCAUCGAGGCUGCGCUCGCCUCCGCCGCCUCCCAGUCCGAGUCCGAGUCGCACAUGCCGACCGUGCUCCUCUACCAGACCGCGAUCCUCCGCAACAAGCGGUGCCUGCUCGCGUACCACGCGCACCGGAUAGACCUCCUCAAGGACCUGUACUGGGCCGUCGGCGGCGCGCUCCCGCUCCUCCUCGCCCUGCCGCCCGCUGCCGCCCCGAACCAGCCGAACGCGAACGCGAGCGCCGGCGCCGGGGACGCGAAUCCGAACGCGGGAGGAGGGGGAGGGGGUGGAGGAAGUGGAGGAGCGGCGUCGGCGUCACUAGGCGCGGCGCCGCAAGACGUCCGCUCGAAGCUCUCGCCGCACGAGGUCGACUUCCUGCGCUCGUACGCGGCGUCGCUCCUCACGCUCCGCACCGAGUCGCUCGCCGCGGGCGGGGGCGGCAACGGCACAGGCCGCGAGAGGGCCGGCGCGGCGGAGGACGUGGACGUGCUCGCGCCGAUCACGCACCCGCCGAAGGACCUGCAGGUGACGGUGCGGGUCGUGCGCGACUGCGGGGUCGUGCACACCGAGCUCGGCGCGAUCGACUUCCGGCGGGGGCAUCGGUUUUUGGUGCGUCGGGCGGACAUUGAGCACCUGAUCGUGCAGGGAUUCUUGGAGGAGUCGUAG
This is a messenger RNA of Epithele typhae, 804 nucleotides long. RefSeq lists its product as uncharacterized. The coding region runs from base 1 to 804 and encodes 267 amino acids. The transcript has 2 exons. Gene Ontology annotation, biological process: DNA replication; DNA strand elongation involved in mitotic DNA replication. NCBI's taxonomy places the organism in Eukaryota, Fungi, Basidiomycota, Agaricomycetes, Polyporales, Epitheliaceae. The record is from RefSeq and is a predicted model, not a curated record. Gene Ontology annotation, cellular component: GINS complex.